AUGAGCACCCCGCAGCCGACGUGGAAGCGCAUCGCCCUGUUUGUCUUGCACCAAUGGCUCAUCAUAGGCAUCGGAGUCGCCUGCCUGCUGGGGUACUUUUUUCCCAACGUCGCAAAACACGGCGGUAUAAUUCGGUCAGAAUACAGCAUUCUCUAUGGCGCUGUCGCGGUUGUCUUCUUAAUUUCGGGCCUCAGUAUCCCGCAGGACAAGCUCCUUCGGCAGCUCUUCAACUGGCGCCUUCACGUCCUCGUCCAGGUCACCUCGUUCCUGUUUAUCCCUGCACUUGUCCUCGCUGUUGUGCAUGCUAUUCUUGCUGGCGACAAAGCGGGCCGUGUCGACCGUGGUGUGCUGGCAGGGUACAUUUUCACCGCUUGUAUUCCGACGACGAUUGCCUCGAAUGUGGUCAUGACCAGGUCGGCGGGAGGGGACGAUGCCGCUGCGUUAGCGGAGGUUCUUAUCGCUAAUAUCCUGGGUCCGUUUGUGACGGCAGGAUGGACGGUGACGCUCCUACCAGCUUCGGAGGAGUUCGAUGUCUGGAGAGACCAGAAUGAGGACCUUACGGCAAUGUAUCGGGAUGUUUUCAAGCAGUUAGGUCUGGCCGUGUUGCUGCCUUUGGCUGUCGGGCAGGUGAUAAGGUUUCUGUGGCCUAAAAAGACGGGGCAUAUCAUCCAGAAAUAUAGAAUCGCGAAGCUUGGGUCAUUUUGCCUGCUGCUUAUGAUCUGGUCAACGUUUUCCUCGUGCUUCGCAACUGGGGCACUUCAGGGCCUGUCGACCGAAAGUAUCAUCUUUGUCGUGCUAUUCAAUAUUGCCUUGUACAUGUUCCUGACAGCGGUGUGCUUUUCCAUAUCUCGUCCGCCCCAGUCUCUAUGCUCUCGAACGACGUUUGGGGGUUGGCAGAUCCUGAGGCAGAUGCCCGCCGAAGAGACAAUCGCCGUGUGCUUUUGCGGUCCUGCGAAAAGUACAGCUUUGGGCAUCCCUCUGCUGUACGCGAUGUGGACGCCCGUCGACUUGUACAUCAAAGCGAAGACGUCUGUGCCUGUUUUACUGUACACGACUGAGCAGUUGUUCGUAGCUCACUUCUUCGUUCAUGCGUUCAAGUGGUGGAAGCGAAGAAUUGAGAGGCGUCGUGAGUGGGAGGAAAGUGCAGAAAGUGGAGGGGCUGAGCCGCCAUCUGCUUCCCUAUCAGAGGUGACAGAGGAGGUAAAAGCUGCAGAGUUUGGCCAACCCAAGCCGCGAGGGCUUCCUGCUACUCAAUGCGUUGACACGUGA
This is a messenger RNA of Aspergillus mulundensis, 1269 nucleotides long. RefSeq lists its product as uncharacterized. Gene Ontology annotation, cellular component: plasma membrane. Bases 1 to 1269 code for a protein of 422 amino acids. NCBI's taxonomy places the organism in Eukaryota, Fungi, Ascomycota, Eurotiomycetes, Eurotiales, Aspergillaceae. The record is from RefSeq and is a predicted model, not a curated record. The transcript has 2 exons.